AUGACAACGAUGUUUCUCGACCAGUCCACUGACGGAGACGCGAGAAAAGAUGCGGAAAACACGUCAGAAACAUGGUCGAACUUAAUUGAAAAUACAGAUUACGGUAUCUUACGUAAAACUCCAAACUAUGAUGUCAAAAUCCAACGUCAGAGGACUCAUGCAAGGCCACUUGGCGAAGGUCGACCAGUUUUCAUCAUCUGUUGUUACGAUCCACGAACAGAUCCUGCUGCUGAACUUGUACUCAAGCAUAUUAACUAUACUGGUUUAUUUCUUCAAGUACGUGUUGCUGGUGGUCGUGCGAUAGAUGCUCUACGGUCUUUGAUAACAGCACAUUAUAUGUUCCAUCUUGAGGUUAUAGCUGUUGUUCAUCAUACUUUCUGCGGAUGCACGUCUUUUACUCUUUCAACGAUUAGUGAAGCUCUGGCCAAAGAAGAUAAUAUUCAUAUAAAUGAAGAAAUAUUGAAUAGUGAAUGCAUCAAAGCACUGACAAUUGAAAAUCUAAAUAAAAGCGUCAAGGACGAUAUGAAAUUGAUUAGAGAACGAGUGGCCAGUCCAAACGCAAAAAUUUUAGGUUUUGUAUUCGACAUUAGGACAGGUGAAUUGAUUCCAAUUGAAUAA
This is a messenger RNA of Adineta ricciae, 618 nucleotides long. Lineage: Eukaryota; Metazoa; Rotifera; Eurotatoria; Adinetida; Adinetidae. The record is from the annotation of a GenBank genome assembly.